GCUUUGACAAAGUUGGCAACACGCUUGCGUGGACCGUACAACGUGAUGGCCGUUGUAAUUCCAUUAGCAGUACAAAUCUCGGAAAGUAUUAUGGUUUUUCAAGAAAAAGCUCCUACCAUUUCUGCUAGAGUUUUGCGCAAAUGUGUACAGAAAGAUAGUGACCCUUCAAUGAAACACGAAAUUGUCCCUUUCAAAGCUCCGUUGGAGCCAUUACCUGAUUUCACGGACACACUUACAGACGCUCACUCACAAUUGCUUACCUCCUUUAUUGCAAAGAUACAAGAAACUCGAGAUUUUUGGGGAAUUGGCCCACGGCUCACGUGUUUUAAUUCUACGUGGGCAGCAUCAGAUGACAGUGCUUUUUGUUGGAAUGAUACAAAAUUGGUAAAUAAUUUGAAAGAUGCUGAUAAAUUGGUGCUCAGCGAUGGAUAUGAAUCAAAUUUUACUACAACUGUAUUUUUGAUCGAAAGGUUAAAAUUAUUAAUGCUUUCGAAUCGACUACUGGAAAGUUUUGAAGGAAGGAGAAUGAAUAACGAAAGCAUAGAUUCUGAUGUAGAAGGCAGUGGUUUCCCAUAUAUUUCUGUUGACGACGAAGAUGGAGAUGAAUUUGAAGAUGGAGGGAGUGGUUUGGAUGAGAAUCAACCAGCGAUUGUAAUCGAUAUAGCAGGAUCUCAUCGAGAUAUCUCAGAACCAUCUGCUACUGAUAAAUCUGAUCUUCAAAGUACUACUACAGUAGUACCUGAAUUGAAAGUUACUCAACCAAAAGUAAAUGUUACGGUUGCAAAGAUUUCUACACGUCAGAAACCAUCUAUUUUUAUAUCAUUAAUUGUUUUAGUAAUUAUUCAUGCCUCAUAG
Thelazia callipaeda (thelaziosis nematode) is the source of this 855-nucleotide messenger RNA. The record is from the annotation of a GenBank genome assembly. NCBI's taxonomy places the organism in Eukaryota, Metazoa, Nematoda, Chromadorea, Rhabditida, Thelaziidae.